CAAGAUGGUGAUCAAAGUCUUUGUGGCCACCUCCUCGGGGUCGACAGCGAUCAAGAAGAAGCAGCAAGAAGUAGUGGGCUUUCUAGAGGCCAACAAGAUUGACUUUCAGCAAAUGGACAUAGCAGGUGACGAGGACAACAGGAAUUGGAUGAGAGAGAAUGUCCCAGGUGAAAAAAAGCCUCAAAACGGGAUCCCUCUUCCUCCACAGAUCUUCAAUGAGGAGCGGUACUGUGGGGACUUUGAAUCAUUUUUCUCUGCUAAAGAAGAAAAUAUUAUUUAUUCGUUUCUGGGUCUUCCUCCUCCUCCAGGCACAGAGGAGACUGAAAAGUCYGAUGCUACUGAAGUAAAUGAGGCCCAUGCAGAAGCCAAAGCAGAUGAAGGGGCCGAGUCUCCUCAGUCACCAUCAGAAGAUCAACAGGAAAACAAGGAAGAACAUGCAGCAGCAGGGGAAGAAGAAGAAAAGCAGGAAGAGGAAGAAGAAAAGCAGGAAGUAGAGGUGACAGAGGAACAGGAAGAGUCUUAG
This is a messenger RNA of Nothoprocta perdicaria, 523 nucleotides long. Its product is annotated as SH3 domain-binding glutamic acid-rich-like protein. The record is from RefSeq and is a predicted model, not a curated record. Gene Ontology annotation, cellular component: cytoplasm. NCBI's taxonomy places the organism in Eukaryota, Metazoa, Chordata, Aves, Tinamiformes, Tinamidae. The coding region runs from base 5 to 523 and encodes 172 amino acids. The transcript has 6 exons.